Gymnogyps californianus (California condor) is the source of this 4384-nucleotide messenger RNA. It is a transcript of the gene AKAP5, whose product is annotated as A-kinase anchoring protein 5. Bases 589 to 1986 code for a protein of 465 amino acids. Gene Ontology annotation, molecular function: GABA receptor binding; adenylate cyclase binding; beta-2 adrenergic receptor binding. Lineage: Eukaryota; Metazoa; Chordata; Aves; Accipitriformes; Cathartidae. The record is from RefSeq and is a predicted model, not a curated record. Gene Ontology annotation, cellular component: dendritic spine; plasma membrane; dendrite membrane. The transcript has a single exon. Gene Ontology annotation, biological process: positive regulation of adenylate cyclase activity.
GCAGAAAGCGAAACUGAGACAAAGCAGCAUCUGACCUUGUCACUGGGGGGCAGAAAACAGCCACUGGCUGCCGCUGGUUUUACUGGUGCUUCAAUCAAGCUCCCUGUGCAAUGUGGAAUUGCAGAUAGCUCAGAAAGUGCAAGUUCUUUCCAGGUCCCUGGGGUGAAUAAAAAUUGUUAACUCUUGGCUUGAUUUGUCAUCCUUUGGGGGAAAAAAAGAAGUAAUGUCAGACUGGCAAUUAAAUAGCUGUGCUGUUAGACCGAGUGCAACUUGAAGUGGAUUGUCCCAGAGGUGAGAGUGACUCUGGCCAGCAAAGCCAAGGAGAAGCCUGUUCAACUUCACGUCUACCCGGGAUUCCUUGGAGAGGUGAUAAAGUCAGUAAUAAGACAAAGUGGGAGUUACAAAGCGGAUGCGAUAGCUUCAGCAGAACUUUUCUUCACUGCCACACCCGCUUGUUAAAAAGCAACUAAUGUUAUUUUGAAAACAAUUUGAGGAAAAAAUGCACUUUGAGCAUCUCUGCAGUUCUGGUGUCUGAUGCAUUAAUCAAGAAAAUCAGUAAUAUAACACAAACGAAGGAGAGGAGUGAAUAUGGUGAAGGCAGCUAAGGAAAUUCAAAUGGAGAACCCAAGAGAGGUAGAGACUCACAGCACGGGGGCUACGUGCUCCCCAUCGGAGGAACAGGCAGAAAAACCCUCCAUGCUCUGUUUUAAGAAGCGGAAGAAGUCCUGUAAGAAGGGGCUGACUGUGAAGGAUGCGUGCGAAGGAGCCUCGGAGGAGAAAAGCCAAUGCGUCAGCGCUGACCUAGGGGAGGCAAAAGUUUCUAAUCAAUUGCGAUCCUCCAAAGGAGCCUGGGCAGCCAUCAGAAACCUCGCAAGACCUCGGAGAAGGCAGAAAUCCUCCUCACGGAAGAAGGUGCCCUCCAAUUCCCAAGUGCAGCUGGAGAUGGAUGCUGAGGAGGGCUGUACACAAGGCUUCCCGAAGAAACGGGCGCGCUCUGGGGUGAAGAUGCCCUGUGUACGGUUCUCCAGAGGCAAGAAAAAACCCAGCCCCUCUGAAGCAGUAGAGGAGUCGGAGGGCAGUGUUCAAGCAAACGAAGUGACGGGCAUUUUGAAUAAAGCUAGUGAAGAGCCAGAGGAUUUGGCCCUGAUGGACAAGUCUGAAUCCUUCAGCCCAGUCUCUGCGGAGGAGGACCAGGAUACGGUGAAGGAAAGUGCCAGCUCUGUUGGGAAGAGUGAGCCCUUGACAGAGCCCACACCUGAUGCAGAGGAACAUACGGAGUGCACUGCUCAGUCAGAGAUAACCGAUUCAGAGACAGUUAAUGAAACAGCCCAGGAAAAACUGCAGGAGGGGAGCCUACCCCAAACCACAGUCCACGCGGAAGGCGGGGAAGUUGCUCCUGAAGCGCCCGUUUCCAAGGAUCAACCCGACAGUGCCCCUGAAACCACCGAGCUGCAGGAAAUCCCUAAUAUCUGCAAAGAGCUGCCUGAAGGGGAUGAAUCAGAAAAGAGCGUAAAUCUUCCUGAGGAGUGCAAAGCCGAAGAGACUAUAAUGGAUUUCAGUCAGUCGGCGUUUAAAGAUGAUGCAGUGAGCGUGCAGGGCUGCUCCAGCCAUCAGGUGACAUUAGAAGCAAACACGGGCGCCGGCGUCGGCAUCGUCAUCACUGUCACCGAAGCGGAGGACUCUGACAACACCGACUCUGACCAGGCCUACGAGCCGUCCCCGGUUUUGCACCGAAAUAAGCAAAAAGGGAAUAAAAAAUCAAGUGGGAGCUUUGAUUUUGGUAAAAAAGAGGGCCCCGAGGCUGGUGGCGGUCCCCAGGCAGAGGAGAAAGGUCCAGGUGACCAGGGGCACAGAACUGGGGAGCAGUAUGAAUUGCUCCUCAUAGAAACCGCGUCUUCCCUCGUGAAGGCGGCCAUUCAGUCGUCCAUAGAGCAGCUGGUCAACGAAAUGGCCCUGGAACAGAAUAAACACAACAGUUUUCUGUGAUGGCAGCAAUGCCCCCAAAAUACAGAGUACAGGGAGUGAUUUAAAGCUCCAUUUGGCCUGGGGGGUGUGCGGAGAGCUCGAAGGGCUCCCGGGGCCGAGGUGUAGUUAAUUCUGCAUGCCCGUUCAGUUGUGUGUCUAUGUGAAAUGGAACCUGGGACAUGGGGCAGACCCUGCUACGUACAGUGUGUCCCCUGGGGCUGGGGCUUCAGACAGUGCCAUCAACAGCAGGUGCGGAAAAGUGAAGGUGUUGCAGCGACUGUAUUUUCAUUUAUUGGCAUCUUUAUGUCAAGGCCACGUUUCUGCCGUCAUCCAUGCCAGGUUUCCCUGCUGUUCAUGCUGUAGAUCUGUAUGUACCGUGUGUUUAGCAAAAGGUCCCGAGAGGCGGUGAGCGCCCGACCCGCUGCUGGGCUGGAUUCGGAGCACGUCGGACACGGCUGGAGCUUUGCCCUGGGGUUCAGCGGAGAUGAGGGAGGGUGAAGUGACUGCAAUGUUAACACGAAGACGUCAAUGCCAAACAGGCUUAGGCUGGUGUUUAGUAUUGCAAACAGGUACUUGCUACGUACAGAUGCCAGAAACCGUGGUCACCCCUGCUGUCGCGUCGCAUGAAGCCGGAUGGUUGCAGCGAGCGGUGUUUUUCAUUCGGCCUCUUCCCCUGUCACAAGCAGCCUGUGCAUUUCCAGACACGUUAAAGUGCAGCAUCCGCUGCUCGCCUUGCUGACCCCAGGCUGCCUGAAUGCCAAGAAAAUGACAGCGCUUCGUUUGCCGGGGGUGGCGUUCUCGCACCAUUAAGCUCAACCGGCACAAUUCCCAGUGGCAUCAGCGGCGCGGGCUGGGCGGGAGCGUGCCUGCUGCGGGCAGCCCCUCUCCUUCCUUCGCCGUCCUCCGUCCCAAUCACAAUGUCAUGGUGAAGCUGUCCUUGGAUGUAGCAUAUUUUUUAUGUAUGGCGUGUGAUAUAAAUAGCAGUGAGCUGCAUGCGUGUUAGCAGUCAACUAUUGCCUCGGUGUUGACAUAGUUUGGGUAGCUGCGAUGCGCUGCCGGCGCUGGAAUUACUUUGAUUUGGUCUGAGCGCUGCUGGCGUCCCUGGGUGCUGGCGGCAGCCUGUCCCACACAGCUCCCCCCUCGCUGCGAAGCCUGCCUGACUUCAGCUAGCCCAGGCAUCCCUUGGGAAAUGUGCAUUAUGCCCGGCUCACUGCUGCCGGGCUCUGGCUGGCUCCGGCACGCCAUGCAGCUUGCUCUGAAACAUGCAGGGAAAUGCCGGAGCGAUCAUACCAAAAUCCUCAGGGAAAAAAUCUAGACGUGAGGGCCUGGGGACAUGGCCGUAAAGUGCCCGGACAGGCCGAUCGCUGUCAAAACCCACGAACUGCCCUGCUCUGAGGGGGUUUGCACCAGCGUAAUGUCUGUGUGUAAGCAUCGCCUCUAACUACCAGCUCUCCAAGAGAAAGAGGCCUUUUAAUAAUUUGGGACUGCAUCUGCGCGGCUGGGAUUUACGUACAGCUGCGGGCAAGUCAGCCUGUUCUUCUGAGAAAAUUCUCCUGCGUAUUUCUCAGCCGAUACAGAAAUAGCAGCCUAGCUUGGCAAUUGCUCACUGACCAUAGGCAGUGCGCUGAGAUUUCCCUUCCCAGCGUAGGAUUUGGAUUCCUGUUAAAAUACAAGGGCUGUAAACUUUCCUAGUACCUGGUGUGCAACCACAUUUUAAACUUCGAUAAAGCAUCUCUGUUGUUACGAGAGGACUGUGGGCAGUGAGUGCCACAGCUUGUUUCUGUGCAGGUAAAACUUCAGAAAAAUCAGAGGAUGUUAAAAAAAAAGUGUCUUCUUUUUCUGUGAAUUUAUUUAAUAAGUUAUCAGAUAUCGAUAAUUCAGUGUGUACAGUUUUAAUGGCUUUGUACUUCAUACUGGUCCUUCCAGGUAUUUUGCCAUAGUUUUGAAAGGGACUUUUUAAGGACCUUUAUAUGUACCUUUGGAGCUGCUGCAGCACCCCGAGAAGAGCCAUACUGAUGCUGGAGGUUGCUUAUGGGAUUACACCGGGCACCGCGGCAGGUCGGUGCCAAGCAAAGGGCCGCAGCACUUCUGUGGGGCCCCGCUGGUGUCGGCUGCGGAGGAGGAUGUCCGGAUGUUUAGUAAAGAAACACAAAAUGACCCCGUGGGGCCAGGCUGUCAUCUUCUGUCACCCCACUAAGCACUUCCGGGAGGAAUUCAUGUUUUUCAGUUUUGCCUUUUAGGCGAAACACGUCUUCAAAGGAGGAGGAGAAUGGCAGAAAUGCUUUGGUCCAGCCCGGCCCCUGCGACUGUUGCUCCGCAUCCAGGGUUGUGUUUGCAUCCUUUCUGUAGCUGGUUUUUCCCUCUGUUAUAGCUGUAUGUGUAACUGACGAUUAUUUCAUUAAAGUUGAAUGUACCUGUU